AUGAAGGCUGGCAGUUGUCCUCAGUUUGAGUCUCCGGAGCCGCUCUUAAUCCCGGUCGGAUUCCCGAUCCCGAUCAGCUUCCAGGGCAGAAACCUGGACAUCUACCAGAAAGACGAUCAGAAGUUUUCCAUCGGCACGAAUCUGAUGAAGGACACGGAGCUGACGGUCAUACAGGAGCAGGGGUCAAAGUUCAAAUUCAACGGAUAUGAGUUCUCCUAUGAUAAGCAGCAGGAGGUGAACGUCUCCUUCCACAUCAUAGACAGAGGCACAGAGCGGAUGGUUGACAGCACGCUGACAGUCUCCCUGUAUAACUGCUCAGUGAGCAGGGAGGAUUGCAGUCUGUGUAAAAAUGCAGCUUCUCAGUAUGAGUGUGUUUGGUGUUCUUCGUCUCGUUCCUGUGUUUAUCGAGAGCUGUGUCCGUCCCACCAGCCGGCUCAGUGUCCGCCCCCCGAGAUCACAGAC
Messenger RNA from Notothenia coriiceps (black rockcod), 462 nucleotides. Its product is annotated as plexin-B2-like. The transcript is spliced from 4 exons. Gene Ontology annotation, biological process: positive regulation of axonogenesis; negative regulation of cell adhesion; regulation of cell shape. Gene Ontology annotation, cellular component: plasma membrane; semaphorin receptor complex. The annotation marks the transcript as partial. Lineage: Eukaryota; Metazoa; Chordata; Actinopteri; Perciformes; Nototheniidae. Gene Ontology annotation, molecular function: semaphorin receptor activity. The record is from RefSeq and is a predicted model, not a curated record.